UGGUUUAAUAUAAUUUUGCCUUUUAUACCAAAAAAAUAAGAUAACAUGAUAGAAAUAGGAAGAUUAGUAGUGCUUUACGGUAGUCAGACUUUUACAGCUCAAGAAACAGCUGAAAAGAUCUGGCGAACAGCAAAAGCGUUAGGUUUGCGAGGUCCAGUGCAAGCUUUAGAUGAUUAUGAUAUAUCUAAACUGAUUCAUGAGGAUUUCGUGCUGUUUGUGUGCGCAACGACCGGGCAAGGAGAUGAGCCGGACAAUAUGAAGAGUUUCUGGAAGUUUCUGCUGCGAAGGAGUCUGCCAAGCACCUCUUUGCUCAAACUAAAGUUUGGUGUCCUGGGCUUGGGUGACUCGUCCUAUGCUAAAUUCAAUUUCGUGAGUAAAAAACUUCACAAAAGGCUGUUACAACUUGGUGCAACCCCUCUUUUAGAUGUUGGUCUUUGUGAUUACCAGCAUGAUUUGGGCCACGACGCAGUGAUGAUCCCUUGGCUAGAUAAGUUCUUCUUAACACUGAAAACCUAUCUUCCGAACCUACAGACCGAAACAUCAGACGCUAAGUUUAUUCCAAGAUGGAAUGUAACAUUAAAGAAACCAUGUGAUGAUACUUCGAAAAUAAGCAGUGAAAGGGAUAUUUACUUCUCUGGGGGACAGAAAGAUAGGUUUUGUGAAGCUAAACUGUUGGAAAUCAAGGAUAAUAGUAGAACAACUUCUGAAACACAUUUUCAGGAUGUGAGACUUCUAACUUUAGAAACAGUAGAUGGUGAAAAGUUUAGCUAUAAACCUGGAGAUAUAUUCAACAUCAGACCCAGGAACUCAAGAGAAGAUAUUGAUGAUUUGUUUGGAUUAUUCCAAACUCACGGAAUAGAUAUUAAGCCGCAUUACCAGCUGGUAGUGGAAGAAUGUCAUGAAGACAUGCCAGUACCAGAGUUCCUGAAACAGCCACUGGCAGUGUACGAAAUAGCCGAGCAAUACUGGGACCUCAAGUUCAUACCGACGCCAUACGUGUUCUCUCUUCUAGCGCUAGUGUCUAAAGACAAGUUAGAAAGAGACAAAUGUAUUGAACUCAGCUCGCCGCAGGGUCAGGAGGACUGGCUGAACUAUUGUAGACGGCCGAGGAGGACUAUUUUGGAGGUUCUGCACGACUUCCACCAUUCAGCGUCGCAGCUGACAAUCGAGGUUCUAUUCGAGCUGUUCUCUAGCAUCAAGCCAAGAUCAUUCUCAAUAGCCAGCAGUAGCUCGCACUCGGCACAGCGCAUAGAGUUGCUAGUGGCGGUGGUCAAAUACUACAGCAAGUUGAAGAAGGAGCGACUGGGCCUGUGUUCCAAUUGGAUGAAGAGUUUGCACUGUGGCGAGCGGGUGUAUGGAUGGAUCAAGCCGGGAACAUUUGUGUUUGCUGAUGCGCCAACCCCCCUAAUCCUAAUAGGCCCGGGCACCGGCCUAGCCCCGUUCAGGAGUUUGCUGCUAGAGCGCGACGCACAAGGGAAAGCUUCCAAAGACAGCUUCUAUCUGUUCUUCGGAUGUCGCAACAUGACCCAAGACUUCCACUGCAGAGGAGACUUGGAGCGGCUGGUCAGAGAGGAGAAAUUGACGAUGUUCUGCGCUUUUUCCAGAGAUCAGGAGGAUAAAAUAUACGUGCAGCACAAAAUAGCAGAAGCCAGAGAGUUGUUGUGGCCGCUGAUUCAUAACAAAAACGCACACAUUUACAUUUCGGGCAACGCCAAGAAUAUGCCAAAUAAUGUGAAAGACGCUUUCAUUGAAGACGUUUUCUGUAAAACUGGGGGACUGAGUUUAGACGAUGGCAAGAAAUUAUUGAAAGAGAUGGAAAAGAAUAACCGUUUACAGACAGAAACUUGGUAAACUAAAAUUC
Molecule: messenger RNA, 1861 nt
Organism: Plutella xylostella (diamondback moth)
Lineage: Eukaryota; Metazoa; Arthropoda; Insecta; Lepidoptera; Plutellidae
Product: NADPH-dependent diflavin oxidoreductase 1
Cellular component (GO): cytosol
Molecular function (GO): flavin adenine dinucleotide binding; FMN binding; NADPH-hemoprotein reductase activity
Source: RefSeq, a predicted model, not a curated record